UCGUGCAGUUGGGAACUGACCCUCUAUGGGGUCAGGAGGGCUAUGUGGGACAAUUUGUGAAGUAAAUAACAAUAAUCAUUUGUAUAGUUUUUGAGAGGUUUUAAUUCAGGCAAGAAUAUUCGAAAAAUUGUUUUGGUUACGUGCAAAGUGCUGAAAACACAGCAGCAAUGGAGACAGCGCCAUCGAAAGUAAGUUGUGCAACAUCCCCGUGGGGCAAGUUGAGUCAACCAGCUGAAACAGUUUCUUUUGCGGAUAUUAUGUCUGAACAAUUAGCGAGGGAUUUACAGCUGAAAGAAGAGGAAACCAUCUAUAACGAUACAUCAUCACAACCUACAUCUGCAACGCCAGAACUGAUCGCAAAUUCUCCUGAUUGUGAUAGUGAUCGCGUGAUUGCGCAAAUGUUACAAGUUCAGUUCGAUGAAGAAUAUGACAAAAUGUUAAGAAGAACGGAAAAUAAGUUCAACGGUACGUCGAAAGUGUCAGUGUCCUUUUCAAAUUAUAGAAUAAUACCUGAUAAUCUUGCCCAAGAUAGUGAUUCGGAUGAUUAUGACAUCGAUGAUAAACACAGGGUAUGGGACAGUUUUGUGAAAUCAGACAAAGCCUUUAAAGAAAUGCCUAAGUGCGGCUAUAAAAAGCAAGGCACGGAAAUGGUUACAAAGCACGACAUAGAAAUGUCAAGUCGCAGAAAUGCGUCCCGAGUAAUGGACUUCCCACCAGAAUUUCACACUGGUGACGGCGGAGGGUUUGAUAUGCAACUUUCAAACAAAGUAUUUAACAGUUUAAAAGUCUACUCACGUAAUGAACAGGCAAGACGGAAUAGACUCACCGAUAAGUGUGACCAGGCAACGGCAGAGUUGGGUGUGGACCCGAAAACACGUUUACUUUUGUACAAGUUAGUGAAUCAGGAAAUUUUGGAGAGAGUGAAUGGGACGUUGAGCACGGGGAAAGAAGCUGUGGUUUUGCAUGCCGAUGGAGGAUCAAACACUGAGUGUGUGUCUCCGAAGGAGUGUGCCGUUAAAGUAUUUAAAACCACUUUGAGUGAGUUCAAAACUCGUGACAAGUACAUACAGGAUGACUUCCGUUUCAAAGAUCGCUUUUCAAAACAGAAUCCUCGGAAAAUUAUCCACUUGUGGGCAGAGAAAGAAAUGCAUAACUUAAUUCGCAUGCAGAAGGCAGGUAUUUUGUGUCCAGAAGUUGUAAUUUUGAAGAAGCACAUUUUAGUGAUGUCGUUCAUCGGAGAAAAUCAUAUGCCAGCACCGAAAUUGAAAGAAGCAAAUUUAAAGUGUGCCGAGUUGAGUCUUGCAUACGAGGAUUGUUUGUCGACUAUGAAAAAGUUAUAUAAUGAUGCUCAUCUUGUACAUGCUGAUCUAUCAGAGUACAAUAUCCUGUGGCGCCAAGGGAAAUGUUGGUUUAUUGACGUCAGCCAGGCUGUGGAAAGAAAUCAUCCUCGGGCAUUAGAAUUUCUCUUCAGGGACUGUACCAAUAUAUCAAAUUUUUUUACUAAGAAGGGAUUGUCUGAUGUCGCUUCCCCAGAAGAAAUAUUCAAGGAAGUUUGUGGAACAGCUGUCUCAGAAGAUGGACCAAUGUCAAUGGAUAAAGCCCAAGAUUUCGAGAGAAAUGAGGAGUUAUUAACUUUUGAUCAGGCGGAGAAAGUAUAUUCAUUUGAUUACUGUUGGGAAAAAUCAAAGCCUUAGGAAAUGUGAGGUAACUGGGCAGAAGUGCAAUAUUUAUGGAGCUGUUUUUUUAAGAUGACUCGGGGAAUAUAUGUCAUUGGUCAAAACUAUAUCCAAAAAGCAGAAUUCCACAUUAUGCAUUUUGUAACUUUUCAGUUUAUGGAAAGUCUCAUGGAAGAACAUACACAAAUUAUGACCAUUUCUAUUUUUUCCUACAUUUAUAUUUCUGUUAAGAAUAUCAGGGAACUUUUAAUUUUUCUGUUAAUUACAUCCUACUCAAUUCUUUAUGCCAAACACAUUUGCUUGAUCAUUUCAAGUUCCUUAAAUGUUCUAUCUCACAAAAGACUUGGCAAAGGAUGUUGUGUGUACAAAUGUCUAAGUACUUGUAAAAUAAAUAAAAAGUAUUAUUUCUUU
This is a messenger RNA of Schistocerca piceifrons (Central American locust), 2087 nucleotides long. Its product is annotated as serine/threonine-protein kinase RIO3-like. Gene Ontology annotation, cellular component: cytosol; preribosome, small subunit precursor. The coding region runs from base 168 to 1694 and encodes 508 amino acids. The record is from RefSeq and is a predicted model, not a curated record. Gene Ontology annotation, molecular function: ATP binding; protein serine/threonine kinase activity. Gene Ontology annotation, biological process: protein phosphorylation; maturation of SSU-rRNA. NCBI's taxonomy places the organism in Eukaryota, Metazoa, Arthropoda, Insecta, Orthoptera, Acrididae. The transcript has a single exon.